Molecule: messenger RNA, 2247 nt
Organism: Aspergillus calidoustus
Lineage: Eukaryota; Fungi; Ascomycota; Eurotiomycetes; Eurotiales; Aspergillaceae
Source: the annotation of a GenBank genome assembly
AUGGCUGAGAUCGAAGCCGCGGCCGGCGCGGACGAAUCGUUCGCGCAGUCCGAAACCCACGACGAGCAACAAAUCCACAAUAUGACGGUUGGUACGAGACGCCAACCGAACGGGACGAUAGGGUCGGUCUAUUCGGGAAACAAAAUUAGACAUCUGAAGAAGGAGGACGGUAUCCCUCUGUGGCGCAAAGAUAUUCAGUUCCAGUUCCUUAAGCUUGUCUUUGAGGACAAGACCCCAGUCUUCACCCGCUGGCCUGAUGGACAGAAGAAUUUGGAUUUUGCGGAUAUUUAUAUUGAUGCUAUGGCUAAGAGCAGCAAGACUAGCAAGAUCCUCAAGGAUAAGCUUCAAAGUGAUAAACAGGCGGCAAUCAACAUGGCCAUGGUUUGUCUGCUGGUCAACUUUGGAAGGAUGAAUACCACUCUCAACUUCUUUCCUGAAAUGCGUGCUCAGUUGCGAACCUACCACUCCAUCCCUUCGUUACAAGCGCACCAGGAUCCGAACGCGUACAAACAGCUGCAGGAUGCUCCGCGCCUCAAGUCCAUACUCAAGGGUGCAUCGGAGGAUGUCGAUCAGCCCAAUACUUUAGAAAAGAUCAAACGCGAAAAUGUGCCUCGAACCAACCCCGUGAACCUGAUCUUCGUCCUCGCACAAUAUGCUCCCAAGGUAUCCGAGGUGCACUUCUUCCCUCCCCGCGAUUUUUUCGAUCUUGUUAUGAGAUCCACAUUGAGCAGUCAAAGCCGCGCAAAGGCCUUCCUUUGGCUCAUGUGGUGGUACCUGGAGAGCGACUUUUCUCGUGAAGCUGCGAUGAACAACCCCUUCGGUCCCGGUCUUGAGGGUGAAGGGACCGGUGGUUUGCCGCUCAAGGUCCCGGCUUAUGAGAUUCUCACCGAGGAGCAGGCGAAUGAAGAAAAUGUCGAUACGCAAUCCGAGAUUGAGUAUGGAGAGGAGAAGCGCUUAGAACGCAAGCGAAUCUUAGAAGAAGAAGAACCUACACCCAGAGCGCCAAAACGUCCUAAGAAGGACUUUCGAAAUCCCGAUGGAACGAUUCGCUCUACCAUGAAGAUGCCUCGAGACGACGAAUAUGGCUACCAACCCGCCGGCCUCGAAGGCCCAUCCCCACGCGUCUUGAAGACAAAGGCAGAGCACACCCCCGAUACUGCUUCGCCGGCGCCCCCAGGCUCAGGUCAUCCUAUCCUGAAUCGAUUCAUUACUGAAGCUUCGCCACAUCAUCAUCAAUCUUCGAGCCGACGACCCCGGCCACUUACGCAACACCAAUUGGCAGUAGAGCGAAAUCGCCGACAACGAAUCGAAUACAUCCUAGCCAAACGGAAAAGUGAUGCAUAUCGUGAUCUUCGUGAGAAGAGGGAGAACGAAAUCCCAUUUAUUCGGUAUGGCCGCUUGCUGCAGAAUCUUCCGGAUGGUUACGAUACAGAGGAUGAAAAAUCAUGGGGAAAGGCCGGGAUUCUGCCGAACCCAGAGGAUGAAGAGGACUUUGGCGAGUGCGCAAACUACUUUCUGUCUGUCAUCCGGAAAGCGUCCAGACGACUAGACCGCUGGGACUAUGAAAAUGCAAACGGACCGCGAAGGGAUCGGAAGAAGGAGCGGGAAGAACGUCAGAAAGCCAGGGAAGAAGCUAUGGACUUUGAGGAUGCUUUAGAGGGUAAGAUGUCUUCUCGAAGCAGAGCUCGGGCUCAACGCAAUGCCAAGCGCAAGCUCGCUCGGGCCGCCGCCGCCGCUGCUGCGACGUCGACUCCAACCGGUGCGGCUUCCAAGGCGUCAGCAUCCCGUGCCAAAGGCGGCCGCAGCCGGAGUAGUAAGGGCGCGGGCGCAUCUACGCUCGGAGCCGAUAAUACUACCGGCUUGCAUACGCCAGGGCGAGAUGACGGACUGUCUCCGGCGCCCGGAGAGAUCGAAGGAGAAGAGGGACUUGAUGAUAUUGAUCGUGAACUUUUGGGCGAGGGUAGCGGCGAUGAAGAUGACAUUUCUGGAGCAGCCCAAGCACUACGUCCCGGCGAGCCAGGUUACGAAGACAGCCUCUUGGGCGGAGACGGGGAUGAGGAUGCCGAUGCCCUGUCGUCUGAUGAAGAAGAAGACGAUGACGGUGAAGACGAGGAGCUCGACGAGAAUGAUGUUGAUAUGGAUGUGGAGGGCGAUGCCGAUGAGACCUCAUCCAUUCCCGACGGCGGAGAGCGCGAUGCGGCAAGUGAGGUUUCGGGUGCCGACUUUGAGAGACCGGGAUGGGCUUGA